CCUCAAGCCUUCAGCGGCUCGGCCCUACUUAUACGCCACAGGUUCAGGCCUCUCGCACCAAAUUCUCUCUCUCUCUCUCUCUCUCUCUGAAGAAAGUGAGAAUUAAGAAUCAUGGUCAACACCAAGGUGGAAGAAGAUCGUCAUGUUUUGGUCCAUGGCAUUAGGCUUUCCUCAGUAGGGCCAGGAAGAUCGACCGGUUCGGACGUUGUUCAUGACCUAAGUGGCAUGGACAUAGCCAUGAAGCUCCACUACGUAAAAGGGGUUUACUUCUUUAGCAGCCAGGCUGCCCAAGGUUUAACCCUCGCGCGCAUUAAGGAAUCCCUUUUCCAUUUGUUCUGUGAAUACUACUACUCCUCCGGUCGCCUCCGUAGAACGGAGUCCGGCCGGCCUUACAUCAAGUGUAAUGACUGUGGGGCUCGAUUCAUCGAAGCUCAAUGUGACAAAACCAUCCACGAAUGGCUACAGAUGAAGGAUUCAUCGGUGCAGAAGCUGCUAGUUUCCCAACAAGUCAUUGGCCCUGACCUCUCUUUCUCUCCCACUACUCUCAUUCAGGUAACCCAUUUUAAAUGUGGAGGGAUAUCUCUCGGCCUUAGUUGGGCCCAUGUCCUUGGAGAUGCAUUGUGUGCUUCAAAUUUCAUAAACAAAUGCGGCCAAAUUAUUGCCAGUAUUGGGUCGAUCAACAUGCAGCCUAACUUUCAUAGCUCAUCAGGCACAUCGUUCAAACAUCAGAUGUCCAAAAUCCCGGCGCCACCACUUUCACACGAGCCACUUUCGGUGAAACAGGUCGAUCCUGUCGGAGAUCACUGGAUAACUGCCAAUAGCUGCAAAAUGGAUACAUUUUCAUUCCAUGUAACUGCUGCCCAGUUAGCUACUUUGCAGUCACAGAUUUCUGGUCAAAACCAAACUGAAAAAAUGCCAAUUUUUGAGUCUCUUUGUGCCAUUAUAUGGCACUCCAUAGCAAAAGUUAGAAGAGGGUCGAUUCAUGCGGAGAUAGUGACAAUCUGCAAAAAUGAUCCAAGUGCUAAAUUGGCCAUUAAUGGGAUUGUCACCAACGCCCAAAUUAUAAGCACGGUUAAGGCAGACUUCCCUAUAACGGAGACUGACCCAAAAAGAUUGGUGAAUUUGCUAGUCAAUGAAGCUGUGGACGAAAGAAGAAAGAUUGAAGAACUGGUAGAGAAGGAUAAUGGGUUAUCGGAUUUCAUUGUAUAUGGAGCACGUUUGACGUUUGUGGACUUGGAAGAGGUUGAUUUGUAUGGGUUUGAGUUGAAUGGACAUAAACCGGAAUUCGUGUAUUAUACUGUCCAAGGCGUUGGAGAUGAAGGGGCGGUUUUUGUGCUACCGGCAGGGCCUAAAGGUGCCGACGAAGGAAGGAUAGUGACAAUAACCUUACCGGAAAAUCAAGUGCCGGAGCUGAAAGCUGAGUUGGUAAAGAACGGUCUUGGAGGCCAUGACCUGGCCUAGGUGUGUUAAUUUGCGUUCCCAGUUACUUAUCAAGAAACAAUAAUCAUAUUGAUUUGGCAGGUUACUGUGAAAAGUUAAAACUCAUAUUCUUCUCACCAAAAAUAUAGAAAGAGUACUAGUAGUACUAUUGUGUUUC
Molecule: messenger RNA, 1597 nt
Organism: Juglans regia (Persian walnut)
Lineage: Eukaryota; Viridiplantae; Streptophyta; Magnoliopsida; Fagales; Juglandaceae
Product: protein ECERIFERUM 26-like
Exons: 2
Coding region: 112-1461 (449 amino acids)
Molecular function (GO): acyltransferase activity, transferring groups other than amino-acyl groups
Source: RefSeq, a predicted model, not a curated record